AUGGAGACGAAGUGCAUUUCAGUGUUGGUCGCAUUGCUCAUCGUGGAUUGUUUAAGACUCACUCUUAAUAAAUGCUUUCCCAGACUCUCGCGUGACUUUGAGGCUUCCUUCUCCAGACUUCCGUUCUUCGUCAUCCCGCGUCGCUCAGCCCAGGCCGUCUCACUUCCGACGACGGAAGCAGGCCUGCAAACGAGCUCAGAGGCUCACAACUCCUCUGACCCACCUUCAUCAGGCCCCCAAACGACGGAUAUCUUCGUCACGGAGACGGACAGUCUGAAUCAGGUCGACCCAGUGGUGAUGACUUCCUCGCCGUUGUCAAACACGACCGUGUCCAAAGCCGCCGAGAUACAUAACCGCAGCAUGGAUCCGCAAUCUGCCGCCCCAGAAACAACGCCGAUAAUGACGACGACGGACGCGACGAAAAUCGACUUGGAUGACGUGAAUGCGACAGAGAGAAUCACGACACCUUCUGGGGACCUGGGAACGACUCGCGCGGCAGCCCGGCUGAGCCUCCCUUUGCCCAGGCUGGAAGAGCUUUUCCCGGAGCAGGCGACGAAAUUUCGACAGAACACUCGCAGUACAAUGAAGGAAAAUCAGGAGGAAAUGGCAAAUACAAAAAAUAUGCCUGUGAACGAAGUACAAUUGGAAUCCCCCAUGGACUCCAAGGAAAUUGCGGAUAUAAUCAACGAAGUCAUCAAAAGCAAAUUAAUCAAUUGCAGUCACACUUCAAGUGAAACAUCGGAAACAUCAUCAACAUCUCUGACUCCUACCAUGGAUGUGUCGAUGUCCACGCUUCCGUCGAUUCUCGACACAACCCUGAAGAACGAAUCGUUGACACAAAAUGUUUCGAAUAGCAAUCAAUCGGAUUCCACGACAUCGCAAAGCAUUGACUGUUCAAAAGACGCUCAAUCGACAAUGACAAAGGAAGAAACGACGACAGAGUCGAACAUUUCAACAUCAUUCACAAGCGUCGGUGACAUUGCUCUUAUGAACUCGACUUCAGAAAAGACCGAAUCGCUUUAGAAGUUCCUGCAUGCACGAAUUCUUCUGCGACAAUUUCCCCUAUUUUACUCCUUCCGAAAAAUUCUGACAGGAAAGCGAUAUCGUGUCACGUGUCUGUCUACCUACGAGGACAGUAAUUUGUGCUUGCUUGCGAAGAACUUCUUCCUACGCACAAGUGUGUUGUCUCUUUCGGCACGAUAUGAGCUUCCAGAGGACAUUUACAGGUUUGUAUGAAGUUUUUCGGCAUGAAAAUACAUGGCGCUUCAAUACAAAUGCACGAA
Molecule: messenger RNA, 1283 nt
Organism: Notodromas monacha
Lineage: Eukaryota; Metazoa; Arthropoda; Ostracoda; Podocopida; Cyprididae
Source: the annotation of a GenBank genome assembly